AUGGCUCGCUUUGGGGAUGAUCUGCCAACCCGCUAUGGAGGUGGAGGGCCGGCCGGGGCUGGAAGAGGGAGCAGCCGGCAAGGUGGCCCCCAAGCCGGCCAAAGGAUGUAUAAACAGUCGAUGGCUCAGAGAGCCAGGACUAUGGCUCUCUACAACCCCAUCCCUGUCAAACAGAACUGCUUCACAGUCAACAGAUCCCUCUUCAUCUUCAGUGAAGAUAAUGUUAUACGGAAAUACGCCAAGCGAAUAACAGAGUGGCCAUAUCCUUUCAGGGAGGCUGACGACACCGAGCCGUACUUUAUUGGAAUAUUUUGUUUUGAAGCUGGUAUCAAAAUCAUCGCUCUGGGCUUUGUUUUUCACAAAGGCUCUUACCUGCGCAACGGCUGGAACGUGAUGGAUUUCGUCGUGGUCCUCACAGGGAUUCUGGCGACUGCUGGGACAGAUUUUGACCUGCGGACCCUGCGAGCCGUGCGGGUGCUGCGGCCGCUGAAACUCGUGUCGGGAAUCCCAAGCCUGCAGGUUGUCCUCAAGUCCAUCAUGAAGGCCAUGGUGCCCCUGCUGCAGAUUGGGCUGCUCCUCUUCUUCGCCAUCGUGAUGUUUGCCAUCAUUGGGCUGGAGUUUUACAUGGGCAAAUUCCAUAAAACCUGUUUUUCCAACGAGACAGGUGAGGAGGUGGGGGACUUUCCCUGUGGAGAGGAGCCUCCUGCCAGGCAGUGUGAGAGCGGGACCACGUGCAGGGAGUACUGGCAGGGCCCCAACUACGGCAUCACCAACUUUGACAACAUCCUCUUCGCUGUGCUCACCGUCUUCCAGUGCAUCACCAUGGAGGGCUGGACCGACAUCCUCUACAACACAAAUGACGCUGCAGGAAAUACCUGGAACUGGCUUUACUUCAUCCCUCUCAUCAUCAUUGGCUCUUUCUUCAUGCUCAACUUGGUGCUGGGCGUCUUAUCAGGUGAAUUUGCCAAGGAGCGCGAGCGGGUGGAGAACCGCCGGGCGUUCCUGAAGCUCCGCAGGCAGCAGCAAAUCGAGCGGGAGCUCAACGGGUACCUGGAGUGGAUCUUCAAAGCAGAGGAGGUGAUGCUGGCCGAGGAGGACAAGAACGCGGAGGAGAAGUCCCCUCUGGACGGGAGGGCCGCCUCGGAAGGGCCGAUUCCUCAAGGCACGGCGCCGGCAGAGACUGGCAGCGGCAGCAGCUACAACAUGUUGAAAAGAGCCGCAAUAAAGAAGAGCAAAAACGACCUGAUUCAUGCAGAAGAAGGUGAGGACCAUUUCACAGACAUUUGCUCCGUUGGGUCUCCCUUUGCCCGCGCCAGUUUGAAGAGUGGCAAGAACGAGAGCUCGUCCUACUUCAGGAGGAAAGAGAAGAUGUUCCGCUUCUUCAUCCGGCGCAUGGUGAAGGCUCAGAGCUUCUACUGGGUGGUGCUCUGCGUGGUGGCCCUCAACACCCUCUGUGUGGCCAUGGUGCACUAUGACCAGCCUGAGAAGCUGACCACUGCUCUCUAUUUCGCAGAGUUUGUUUUCCUGGGGCUGUUCCUCACUGAGAUGUCCUUGAAGAUGUAUGGGCUGGGGCCAAGGAAUUAUUUCCACUCUUCGUUCAACUGCUUUGACUUUGGGGUGAUCGUGGGCAGCAUUUUUGAGGUCAUUUGGGCCGCAGUGAAGCCGGGAACCUCCUUUGGCAUCAGCGUCCUGCGAGCCCUGAGGCUGCUGAGGAUCUUCAAAGUGACAAAGUACUGGAAUUCCCUGAGGAAUCUGGUGGUCUCCUUGCUGAAUUCCAUGAAGUCCAUCAUCAGUUUGCUUUUCCUGCUCUUCCUGUUCAUCGUGGUCUUUGCUCUGCUGGGGAUGCAGCUCUUCGGAGGACAGUUCAAUUUCCAAGAUGAAACUCCAACCACCAAUUUCGACACCUUCCCUGCUGCCAUCCUCACAGUCUUCCAGAUCCUGACGGGGGAGGACUGGAAUGCUGUGAUGUACCACGGGAUAGAGUCGCAGGGCGGCGUCCACUCGGGAAUGUUCUCCUCCAUCUACUUCAUCGUCCUCACGCUGUUUGGUAACUACACCCUCCUGAACGUCUUCCUCGCCAUCGCCGUGGACAACCUGGCCAACGCCCAGGAGCUGACCAAGGACGAGGAGGAGAUGGAGGAAGCCACCAACCAGAAGCUGGCCCUGCAGAAGGCCAAGGAGGUGGCCGAAGUCAGCCCCAUGUCCGCGGCCAACAUCUCCAUAGCUGCCAAGCAGCAGAAUUCCUCCAAAUCCAAGUCGGUUUGGGAGCAGAGGACGAGCCAGAUCAGGAUGCACAACUUCCGAGCCAGCUGCGAGGCCCUGUACAACGAGCUGGACCCCGAGGAGCGGGUGCGCUAUGCCACCACCCUGCACAUCCGACCCGACAUGAAAACACACCUGGACCGGCCGCUGGUGGUGGAGCCCCGCGGCGAAGGCAGGAACAACAUCACCAAGCUGAGCCCUGGGGAUGUCCAGGAGGUGGUGGAGCACCCCAAAGCCACCUCUGCUGAUGGGGCAGAAGCGCCACGGAAGCACCACCGGCAUCGGGAGAAGGAGAAGCUGGGAGAGCAGGAGAAGGGAGAUGUGACCAAGGAUGAGAGCGGUGAAACCGGGCCGGCCAACAAGGAGGAGCGGCACAGGCAGCACCGCAGCCGCAGCAAGGAGGUGGAAGGGGGCAGCAAGGAAGGGAAAAGCGACCGUAGCAGGGGGCAGGAAGGGGGGAAGAGGCACCACCGGCGGGGCUCGGUGGAGGAAGGGGCGGAGAAGGAGCAUCGCAGGCACCGCAGCCACCGGCACUCCUCAGACCGGCCGGGCAAGGAGGGCAACGGCACCGCCAACGGCGCCCGCGGCGAGCGGCGCUCCCGGCACCGCGGAGGAUCCCGCACGGGGAACAGGGAUGGAGAACCCUCGGCCAAGGGGGAGAACGGAGAGGAGCCCCACCGGCGGCACCGGCUCAGGAACAGGGCGCUGUCCACCUACGAGUCCGUGGAGAAGGAGAGCGGGGAGAAGGAAGGGGAGGCUGGAGAGAAGGAGCACCGGAAUCACCAGCCCAAGGAGAACCAGUGUGAGCUGGAGGCCAGUGGCAGUGGCAGCGGCCCUGGCAGUGUCCCUGUGCACACCCUGCCCAGCACUUACCUGCAGAAGGUGCCUGAGCAGCCCGAGGAUGCCGACAACCAGAAGAACGUGACGAGGAUGAUUCAGCCCCCCCUGGACAAAACCACCACUGUGAACAUCCCUGUCACCAUCACUGCCCCUCCAGGGGAAACCACUGUCAUUCCAAUGAACAACGUGGACUUUGAAAGCAAAACAGAGGAGAAGAAAGACGUCGAUGACCUGACGAAAAAUGGGCCUAAACCAAUCCUGCCUUACAGCUCCAUGUUCAUCCUCAGUCCCACAAAUCCGAUCCGGCGCCUGUUCCACUACAUCGUCAACCUGCGCUACUUUGAGAUGGUGAUCCUGAUCGUCAUCGCCCUCAGCAGCAUCGCCCUGGCUGCAGAGGAUCCUGUCCAGGCUGAGUCUCCCAGGAAUGAUGCUCUGAAAUACCUGGAUUAUAUAUUUACAGGAGUCUUCACCUUUGAGAUGGUGAUCAAGAUGAUUGACCUGGGGCUGCUGCUCCACCCUGGCUCCUAUUUCCGUGACCUGUGGAAUAUCCUGGACUUCAUUGUGGUCAGUGGGGCCUUGGUGGCUUUUGCCUUCUCAGGAACCAAGGGCAAGGACAUCAACACCAUCAAAUCCCUGCGAGUCCUGCGUGUGCUCAGGCCCCUGAAGACCAUAAAACGGCUGCCAAAACUAAAGGCUGUCUUUGACUGCGUGGUGAACUCCCUGAAGAACGUCCUCAACAUCCUCAUCGUUUACAUGCUCUUCAUGUUCAUCUUCGCCGUCAUCGCCGUGCAGCUCUUCAAGGGCCGCUUCUUCUACUGCACAGAUGAGUCCAAGGAGCUGGAGAAGGACUGCAGACCUUGA
Molecule: messenger RNA, 3963 nt
Organism: Poecile atricapillus (Black-capped chickadee)
Lineage: Eukaryota; Metazoa; Chordata; Aves; Passeriformes; Paridae
Gene: CACNA1B
Product: calcium voltage-gated channel subunit alpha1 B
Exons: 27
Coding region: 1-3963 (1320 amino acids)
Biological process (GO): chemical synaptic transmission; calcium ion import across plasma membrane
Cellular component (GO): neuronal cell body; voltage-gated calcium channel complex; membrane
Molecular function (GO): high voltage-gated calcium channel activity
Source: RefSeq, a predicted model, not a curated record